Molecule: messenger RNA, 3405 nt
Organism: Halichondria panicea
Lineage: Eukaryota; Metazoa; Porifera; Demospongiae; Suberitida; Halichondriidae
Exons: 14
Coding region: 56-2755 (899 amino acids)
Source: RefSeq, a predicted model, not a curated record
UUCCAUAGACUCUAUAUGCUCUUGCUAUCGCAACUAAACAAAAGAACACAGGAGGAUGGGAGUUUCAAGUCAACUUCUACUAACAUUGAUCGUCUUGCUCAAUUCCACUGCUGGUUUGGCUCAAGUCGAAUGUUACAGUAAUGCAAACUUUGGUUGCAGUGGUGUCAGUGCAGGAUUUAGGGCCUCAGGUCAAGACUGCUGUGAUGAUGGAUUCUUGGCUUUCAAUGCAGGAGGCGAUUUCUGUGAACUGUGCUCCGGCAAUGUGCUUUGCUCGGCUAACGUUGGCUGCACUGCUGCCUUUGAUGCCAGUCAAGCUCAGGGUCGUGGCGAGUGUUGUGCUACUGGUGGGGGAGUGGCUUACACAGACAGUGCAGGAAGAUGUGUACAAUGUCCCACUUCCAUCACCGGUUGCUUAACUGGGAACCAGUGUAAUGGAGACACUAUCCCCCUCACCUCGACUGAGUCAGCUGCUGCUCAAGUCAGAGAGUGCUGUGUCAGCACUGCCGGACUUUCCUACAACCUACUGGGACAAUGCAUCGACUGUGUUGUGUUUGGAUUUCUUGAUGAGAGGCUGGAAGAAGAGGAGAGGGGACAAGGCUAUACAGUUAGUAUUGGCUACACCAAACGACCUGCCUCAGUUAACAACCUUAUCAGAGGAAACAUCGCUGUAGCUGAUGGUGGGACUGCAGACCCAGUCACAGAUUUUCAGAUCAGUACCGACAGAUACACAGUUCGUCCGGGUGUGAAUCAAGAUAUCAUUGUUACAUAUCGAGUGGACAGUGUUGCUCAAGAGCCCAUGGAGUCUGCCCAACUGCAACUGAGUAUCAGUACAACACCACCUAGGAGAUUGCUGACACGUGACACAUUUGAGCUGGCUAUCAUCGACAGUGACAUGGUGAUAUUCCAGCUAACUGAGAACGAUUAUCGAUCCAGUGAAAGUGAGCUUCGAAUCAACGCUCAAGUGAACAAGAAUCUCCGUAUUGCCAGUCGAGUCGUGUUGGAGGUCACUCCGUACACUGUAGGAGAUGCCUUGAUGGCUGGUAUACCUGCACUACCCAACGUUCCAGCUGAUAACAACGCCCGCUCCCCCAAUCGUGCUCUAAUCACACCUGAACGUCAAGAUUUCAAUGACAGUGUGAUUACUGUCGUUUUCGAAGCUGACGAAUUUGGUAACCAAGUAAAUGAUGUUGCGGUUCCAGUGCCAAUAACUGAUGAUGCUAUUGAUGAGGCUCAAGAGGAAGUGUUUGUGAUUGACCUGACUCUUCAGUUGUCUAUAAAUUCUCAGAUUUCGAUUGGUCGUCGAAGUUCUCUCUGUAGAAUCACCGAUGAUGACGACCUUCAAAUUGGUUUCCAGUUCGCAAGUUACACUUUCGAUGAGCCUCGAUUUGAGGAAGAAAUUUUUAAUGUUGUGUUCCUGGAAAAACAAAAUGGUCGAAUCUCUGAACAAACUCAUAUCGUUAUCGUCGGAAUCAACGAAGCCACGCCCAAUACAAACGUACAAGCAGCCACCCUCUCUACUGUCAACGCAGAAAAUGACUAUGUUGUGAACCUCCCUGGAGUAAAUACAAUUGUAUUGGAAUUUGGACCAAAGGAACAAUUAUUGGAUUUCCCUUUUAUACUUUUUCCUGAUGAUAUUGCCGAGGGUACAGAAGCUUUCCAAGCGAGUUCCCAGCCUGAAGAUCCACUGCAUCCAUCGUUUACUGCUCCCAGUGCAAAUGUCCUGUUCCCCUCUACGUUCAUUGUCAUCGCAGAUGAUGAUUUUGUUUGUCAAGAGUUGGAAUUGCUUGUUAAUGGUAGUAUUGAGUACUCACCUGACACGACGGCUCCAUACCUUGAGGGAACUAACGCUGAGCACACCUGUUUCCCUGGAUUCAUUCUUAUUGGAAACGUUAUCAGAGUUUGUCAGAGUGACAGCACUUUCAGUGGAGUACCACCAACGUGUCAACGUAUACAGUGUGAAGAGCUGCCACCUCUUGGGAAUGGAUCAAUCUUGUAUCAUAUCGGCACCACUUUCCUGGGAACCAUAGCAAUGUACACUUGUGAUGAUGGGUUCUUCCUAGAUGGGGAUAAUGAGAGGAACUGUACCACUGGAGAGGCAGGAAGUAGAAUGGUGUGGGUGUGGACUGGCCAAGAACCAAGAUGUGUCCCCUUGUGUAAUAAUCUUCCACCACUCGCUAAUGGAAUGAUCAUCUACAAUGCGUCUGAAGGACCACAUAGGACAGUUGCUACAUACACCUGUGAUGAAGGGUUCCAGCUCCUAGGAGAUGAGAUAAGGACCUGUGAAGAUGGAGUGUGGGCGGAAGCUAGUCCUCUUCAGUGUGCACAAGAAAGUGCUGUGAUUGGUAUUGUGAUUGGAUCAUUGGCUCUUAUAGUUGUUCUAUUGGUGGCCGUCGUUUUGCUGGUUGCUCUGAGAUAUCAGAGAUAUAAAUCGAAGACCUUGGAUAUCAAUGAAAGUAACCCACCACAUCUAGAUAUGAGGCCUGAAGUUGUUCUGGAUGAGCUUACCCACCAUGACUAUGAUUACAUCAGUGUAUUUCAAGAGGCAAACUUGAUGAGUACCACUGUAAACCCUCAACCCUCUACAGCAAGGGAUGGUGCUUCAGAGGUGCAGUUUGAACUAACACCUUGUGAUGCUUAUGGGUCUGGAAACCCUCAACCCUCUACAGUAGGGGAUGAUGUUUCAGAGGUGCAGUUUGAACUAACACCCUGUGAGGCUUAUGGACCUGUGACUAUCCCCAUGUACGAUGACAGUUAAAGCUAUGUAAUUGUAAUUUAUAACUAUAAUAUUAUAGCACUUAUACGGAAACUGAUAGCUAGUAAUGUAAUGGUGAGUUUUAAUUCUUCUCCUCUUCCUCCUCACUAUAUAUGUUUUGUAAUUAUUGUAAUUUUGUACACUAAAAUGGGUUAAUUAAUACAUGCAUGCAGGAGAGACACUGUGAUGUACAUUAAUGUUACUAUUAUAAACGGAUUAAUUUUAGCAAAUUUGUAAUUGACGCUAAAUUAUGUUCGUGAUAAUAAUGAAUCUCAUUAAAUGUACUUUGAGUUUACUUUUACAAGAACUGUGUGCUGGCUCCCACCAGAUGUGUUGAUAAAGUGUGAUAACUAUAGCGAACAACCCAGUAGCCUACACAAAAUACUUCGGAUAGAAAGCAUAAUAUUUGCGUGUUAUUUUUGAUCCUAUGUGACCAUUAUUUUAUUCUUAUCCCAUAUAUAGUUACAUUGAAGGCUCUAAUUUCCAACAUGACAAGAUAAAAGGAAAUCCUGGUAUUAAAAUUUGUGAAAUUAAUGUUAUUCAUAGCGUGUCUAAUUACUCGCAAGUGGCAUUUUCCAAUAUCUGUGACUACAAAUUUUUGCGAUUUAUUCUCAUACACAGAAAAUUAAUGGCAGAAAUUAAUUACCCUUAUG